This is a messenger RNA of Aspergillus chevalieri, 1107 nucleotides long. RefSeq names its product U1 small nuclear ribonucleoprotein 70 kDa. NCBI's taxonomy places the organism in Eukaryota, Fungi, Ascomycota, Eurotiomycetes, Eurotiales, Aspergillaceae. Gene Ontology annotation, cellular component: precatalytic spliceosome; U2-type prespliceosome; U1 snRNP. Gene Ontology annotation, biological process: mRNA splicing, via spliceosome. Gene Ontology annotation, molecular function: mRNA binding; U1 snRNA binding. The transcript has 4 exons. The record is from RefSeq and is a predicted model, not a curated record. Bases 1 to 1107 code for a protein of 368 amino acids.
AUGACUGACAAGCUCCCCCCUCCGCUCCUGGCGCUGUUCCAGCCCCGUCCGCCUCUACGCUAUGUCACCCCGAUCAACCGCGCACCGGAUGAUGUGAAGAAGAGCACAAUCAGCGGUAUUGCUCAGUAUCUCCCGGAGAUUAAGAAAUACGAGGAGGAAAUUCCUUACACAGCGACGGAGAGCUGGAUCCAGCGCAAAUGGCGUGAGAAGUUGCAAAAGAAGGAAAGAGUACACAAGCAAGUGACUGAAGCGCUUCAAGAAUUUGAUCCUUCGAAAGACCCGCAAGCCCGAGGCGAUCCGUUCAAGACUCUUUUCGUUGCGCGGCUCAGCUACGAUGUGAAAGAAUCGGACCUCGAACGUGAAUUUGGACGCUUUGGACCUAUUGAAAGGAUACGUAUUGUCAAAGACAACGUUAGCCCCAAGAGCAAACCCCACAGAGGGUAUGCUUUCAUCGUAUAUGAGCGUGAGAAAGACAUGAAAGCUGCCUACAAGGAAACGGAUGGUAUACGGAUCAAGGACCGACGUGUCUUGGUAGAUGUUGAGCGCGGUCGUACGGUCAAGGGAUGGAAACCCCGUCGUUUUGGUGGUGGCCUUGGAGGCCGUGGAUACACUAAGGCGCUACCUUCUCGCCCUAGCGGGCCAGGCUUUGGUGCUCCUACUGGACCCGGUGGUGGUUUCCGCGGUGGUUUUGGUGGCAGAGGAUUCCGUGGAGGUUAUCGCAGUGACCGAUUUGGCCCUCGUGGGGGUAUCGGCUACCAAGGAGGUCGCAAUGGGUUUGGCGGGCCCCCUCCAAAUGCGCCGUCUGGCCCAGGUGGUGGACGGAGUGCUGGAGGUUACUAUGGCGGAGGUGGCAGAUACGAUCGCGGUGGAACGGGCAGCAACCGUGAACCUAUAAGACCAAGAGAAGGCUAUUCUGACCGCGAUCGUCGUGACCAUGACCGUGACCGCGAGAGUGACCGCCAUAGGGACCGAGACAGGGACUAUCGUUACCGGGACCGUGAGCGUGAGCGCGACCGUGACAGGUACGGUGGCCGAGAGGACUAUGGACGCAAGAGGUACCACGAGGAUGAUCCAUACGAUGACCCUCGUUCCAAGAGGAGGUAUUAA